Hypomesus transpacificus is the source of this 6446-nucleotide messenger RNA. RefSeq names its product AT rich interactive domain 1Ab (SWI-like) (gene arid1ab). Gene Ontology annotation, molecular function: nucleosome binding. The transcript is spliced from 9 exons. The record is from RefSeq and is a predicted model, not a curated record. The coding region runs from base 306 to 5378 and encodes 1690 amino acids. Gene Ontology annotation, biological process: chromatin remodeling; positive regulation of DNA-templated transcription; regulation of transcription by RNA polymerase II. Gene Ontology annotation, cellular component: brahma complex; nucleoplasm; SWI/SNF complex. NCBI's taxonomy places the organism in Eukaryota, Metazoa, Chordata, Actinopteri, Osmeriformes, Osmeridae.
CAGUAAAAUGGCUGUGUCUCGCGGAGCCUCGUGCUGGUUUGGUCGGUUUCUUGCUCAUACUCUCGUUCUGUAACAGAAGCCCCCCCACAUUUUGUGUCGGUUGAUUUUAUUCCCAGGAUACGUAUUUAUAUUAUUCCACUAACUUUUCAGUCGAACCUGAGUCGGGAGUGGAUGCCGGAUUCGGUCCGGAGGUAGGGGGAAUGAACCGGGAUACGGGUACAUUGUUAUAAAUAAUUGUAUUUAUGUUCAAUGCUAUUCAGAGCUUGAUUGUGAGUGACUUGCUGUGAGAGGGAGAGAGUAAUAUCAUGGCCGCUCAGGUCGCUAGCGUAGCCACUCUCAACACUAGCCCGCCAUCCGAACUAAAAAAACCGGAUCGGGACCCACAGGAGGAGUCGGUACCGGGGGAGAAACAACAUGAAAAUAAGGAGCCGGGAUCUGACAGCGGAUCUCCGGGACAGAAGGAACUGCAGGACGGGGCCGCUGGUGGAGAUGUAGGGGGAGGAGGGGAUCCUGAUAUGAAGAACGGGAACGGGAAUUCGUCCAGGGUGAAUAAUAAUAAUAACAGCCAGAAUGAUACGGGGGGACCUGAGGGGAAUAACCAUCCCGGAAUUGGGCAUCACCACCCGGGGCCCUUUCCUCCACCUCCUUACGGUUACAACCAGCACUACAGCCGGGCCCCUUUUCAUCAACAUGGCGGACAACAAAGCCCUGGCAUGGCAGCUGCAGCGGGGCCGGCAGUGCAGCCAGGCAGCAUGAUGGACCCAUACCCACCCAAUUCGCAUGAACACGGCUUCCCUAACCAUUACAACAAUUACAGCCCAUUUCCGAAUCGGACUCCUUAUCAGGGCCAAGGAUACGCCAUGAACUCCCCGCGUAAUAGUCAGCCUCCGGCGGCUGGGGGGCAGCCAGGCAAGCAACAGCCACCAGGAGGAACUACAGCUAUGGCUGCCUCUUACAAUAAUCAGAGGUAUAACAUGGGGAACCCACAACCUACGUCUACCCCUACUUUAAAUCAGCUCCUAACAUCUCCUAGUUCUACAAGGAGCUACCAGAACUAUCCACAAGGAGACUAUAGUAACCAGGAAGGGGCCAGCAAGGGACCAGCAGACAUGGGCAGUAGCCAGUAUGGUGGGGGCCAUCCGGGUUGGCAACAAAGGAGCCACCAUCCUCCUCCAAUGAGCCCGGGAAACACUGGACAACCUCUAAAUAGAAAUCAGCCCCCCACCCCGAUGGACCAGGUAGGGAAGAUUCGAGGACAGCCGUACCCGGCGGCCAACCCCUACACCCAGCAGCAGGGCCAGGGGCAGGGGCAAGGCCCGGUCCAGGGCCAGGGGCAGGGACAGGGGCAGGUCCCGCCACCGGGACCCCAGCAAGGAGGCUCGUACCCUGGCCAGGGCUACGGCCCCACAGGCCCACAGAGGUACCCCAUGGGUCUGCAGGGUCGCACCCCUGGAAGCAUGGGAGGAAUGCAGUACGGACAGCAGAUGUCAGCCUAUGGACAGCAGGGUCCAGGGGGCUAUGGGCAGCAGAGCCAGGGCUACUAUGGGCAGCACGGCCCUCCACCCCACCCUGGCCAGCAGCAGCAGCCCCCCUACCCAGGCCAGUCCCAGAGCACCCCAGCAGCCCAGGGCCCGUACCCCCAGCAGGGCCACCCCCCUCAGCCGCCCAGCCAACAUGGCCAGGCCGGCCCUCCCUACCCCCAGUCCCAGGGCACGCAGGGCCCCCCCCAGGGCCAGCCCCCUUACAACCAGCCCCCCCAGUCUCAGCCGGGCCAAUCGCCCUACUCCGCCACUCAGCCGCAGCAGGGCCCUCAGAACCAGCAGGGCCCGGCCCAGGGCCAGCCCAGCUACCCACAGCCCCCGGGCCCAGGGCAGACCCCUCAGCAGGCCCCGUCGCAGCAGCAAGGAACCCCCCAGCAGCAGCAGCUGCAGCAGCAGCAGCCUGUGCCUCCUCCCCAGGCCCAGCAGCCUCCAGGCCAUGGCCAGCCUCAGGCCCAGCAGCCCCAGCAGGGUCAGCCCUCGCCCUACUCUCAGACCCCUCCCCUGCAGCAACAGCAGUCGCCCUUCCAGAGGUUUCCCCCUCCUCCCCAGGAGCUAUCCCAGGAUUCCUUUAGCUCCCAGUCCAGCGCUCCCCCCUCCAACCAGCCCAACAAGAGCGGCCAGGAAGACAGCAUGCAGGGCCGGCCGUCUAGCUUGCCGGUGAGACCCCAACACAAGCGCACACACACACGGAGCUUAGUGCAGAGAGGCUUACUCAAACACUACAUCUUGAAUGUGGGCGGUGUCAGCCCUGUGGAGGUAGCCCUCGUCUCCUCUGCACCCCCCUCCGCUAGCUCCAACACUCCCACACUGGGCCUUAGAGGUGGCACGAUGAAAUAUGUGUGUCAGUGUGUGAAUGUUGUUUCGUCUUCCAGGCUUGAUUCCUAUGGUAAUCAGUACCCUGGCCAAGGAGCUCCCCCUGGUGGACCCUACCCCAAUCAGCAGCCAGGAAUGUAUCCACAGCAACAACCGAACUACAAGCGGCCUGUGGACGGGGGCUACGGCCCUCCUGCCAAGCGCCACGAGGGGGAGAUGUACAACGUCCCCUUCAGCGCUCAGCAGCAGCAGGGCCCCCAGCCCGCGGGCCCCCAGGGCCAACAGGACAUGUACAACCAGUACAACGCCUACCCAGGGGGGGAGCGGAGGCCCCCCGGCCCCCAGGGCCAGUUCUCCUUCCCCUUCGGCCGGGAGCGGGGGCCGGCCUCCGGAGGACCCAACUCCCAGUCCCCCAUGCCUCCCCAGAUGAUGGGCAGCCCCAUGCAGGGCCCCAUGUGGCAGGGCCGCAACGAGAUGGGCUACCCCAACUAUCCCAACCGUCAAGGGCCUCCGGUGCCGGGCCAGGGCCCCGGCUACCACGGCAUGAACCGCUCCGAGGAGAUGAUGCCGGCCGACCAGCGCAUGAACCACGAGGGCCAGUGGCCUGGCCACGUCAACCCGAGGCAGCCCCCCUACGGGCCGGGGGGCUCGGGGCCGCCCAUGUCCAGACCCCUGCAGUCCAACUACCAGUCCUCCCAGAACCACAUUCCCCAGGUGUCCAGCCCGGCGCCCAUGCCCCGGCCCAUGGAGAGCAGGACGUCGCCCAGCAAGUCGCCCUACAUGCACUCGGGCAUCAAGAUGCUGAAAGCCGCACCCCCCGUGCCCGCCUCGCACAUCGGCCAGGCCCCCGUGCAGCCCCCGCUCAUCAGGCGGGACGUGGCCUUCCCCCCGGGCUCCGUGGAGGCCUCCCAGCCCCUCCUCAAGCCCCGCAGGAGGCUCACCAUGAAAGAGAUCGGCACACCAGAAGCUUGGCGAGUGAUGAUGUCCCUAAAAUCAGGCUUACUAGCUGAAAGCACUUGGGCCUUGGACACGAUAAACAUUCUGCUGUAUGACGACAACAGCAUCUCCACUUUCAACCUCUGUCAGCUUCCUGGUUUCCUGGAGCUGGUGGUGGAGUACUUCCGACGCUGCCUCAUCGAGAUCUUCGACAUCCUGAAGGAGUACGAGGUGGGCGACCCCGGCCAGCGGACCCUCAUCGACCCCAGCGCCGCAGACGAAGACAGCUCCGACGAGGAGGGUCCUGAACAGGAAGCGGAAGGCAUGGAGGAAGGCGAGGACGAGGAGGAGGAGGAGGAGGAGGAAGACGAGAAGAGCAGCAUGGACAUCUCAUCGCAGGUCCACGUCAAGCAGGAGAAGGAGGAGAGCUCGCAGAAGGACAAGCCCACGCAGGAGGAGGAGGAAGGGCGGGAAGGUGCGUCUUCGUCCUCCGCGGAGCCCGGCUCGGUCCCGGACCCCAGCCCGCCUCAGGACAAGCCCAAGCAGGCCAGCAAGUUCGACAAGCUCCCCAUCAAGGUGGUCCGGAAGAAAGACCUCUUCCCGGGGGGGCGCUCCACCAAGUUCGGCAGGCGGCAGAGCUUUGACAGCGGCCUGGUCCACUGGAGCAUCGGCGGGGGCGACACCACGGAGCACAUCCAGACCCACUUCGAGAGGCGGUCGGACCUCGCCAAGCAGCGGAAACGAACGCCGGCCGCCGCCAAGGCCAGGAAGAAGAGCGCGGCGCCCGAGGCGCCGACGACGGCCGAGUGCCCGGAGAAAGCCGAGCAGGAGGAGGAGGAGGAGGCGUCGGCGUCCCAGCGGCCCCAGUCCUCCGCUUCCCGACGCUCCCCCGCGGAGAAAGAGAAGGGCGCCCCCCCGCCGGCGCCUGCCGGCGCCCCCGUCACCGCCACCAUCGACGACGUCCUGUCGGCCCGGCCGGGCUCCGUGACGGAGGAGGCGGUGCGCGGCGGCGCCGAGGAGCGCAAGGAGAACGGCAAGUUCCUGUUCAGCAUCAACCCGGCGCUGCAGAGCCGGCGCAACGUCAAGAUCCUGGAGGACGAGCCGCACAGCAAGGACGACACGCCCCUCAGCACGCUGGCCGACUGGCAGGACGCGCUCGCCCGCCGCUGCGUCUGCGUCUCCAACAUCGUCCGGAGCCUCUCCUUCAUCCCCGGCAACGACCUGGAGAUGUCCAAGCACCCGGGCCUGCUGCUGCUGCUGGGACGCCUGGUGCUGCUCCGCCACAGGCACCCCGAGCGCAAGCAGGCCCCCGUCACCUACGAGAAGGAGGAGGAGGAGGACGAGGGCGUGAGCUGCGAGCGGGACGAGUGGUGGUGGGACUGCCUGGAGGUGCUGCGGGAGAACUGCCUCGUCACCCUGGCCAACAUCUCGGGCCAGCUCGACCUCUCCGUCUACCCGGAGAGCAUCUGCCUGCCGCUGCUGGACGGCCUGCUCCACUGGGCCGUCUGCCCCUCGGCCGAGGCCCUGGACCCCUUCCCCUCCCUGGGGCCUCACAGGGCGCUGUCCCCCCAGAGACUGGUCCUCGAGACCCUCAGCAAGCUCAGCAUCCAGGACAACAACGUCGACCUCAUUCUGGCCACGCCGCCCUUCAGCCGCCUGGAGAAGCUGUACGGCUCGCUGGUGCGCCUCGUUGGGGAGCGCAAGGUGGCCGUGUGCCGGGAGAUGGCGGUGGUGCUGCUGGCCAACCUGGCCCAGGGCGACAGCCUGGCGGCCCGCGCCAUUGCCGUGCAGAAGGGCAGCGUGGGGAACCUGCUGGGCUUCCUGGAGGACAGCCUGGCGGCCACUCAGUACCAGCAGAGCCAGAGCUCCCUGCUGCACAUGCAGGGCGCGGCCCACUUUGAGCCCACCAGCGUGGACAUGAUGCGGCGGGCGGCCCGGGCCCUGCACGCCCUGGCCAAGGUGGAGGAGAACCACUCAGAGUUCACGCUGUACGAGUCGCGGCUCCUGGACAUCUCCGUGUCGCCCCUCAUGAACUCGCUGGUGUCCCACGUGAUCUGUGACGUACUGUUUCUGAUCGGCCAGUCAUGACAGCCGGGGGCUCUCGGCUCCGCCUCCUUCCGUUCCCUUCCCCCCUUUCUUUUGUUUGUGUGUCUGUUGCGUGUGCGUGGAGAGAACUAAGAGCAAAACUGACUGUCCUUUUUUUAAUUUAUGCAAAAAUCACCUCGGAUUCCACUGUCUGCCCUUUCUACCCCCCCCCCCCCCCCCCCCCUGCUUCUCACUAAAGAAGGAAUUUCAUGAAGUAGCUGUGGAUUUCAAAAAGCCUGGAAAAGAAAAAAAGAUCAACUAACCCAGACGGGGAGGAGUAGAUUGGGCCCCUGGCCUAGGAGAGAGAGUGUGUUCUGCCCUGCGGAAAGGACUUUUUUAAUGAAAAGGAAAAAUCGACACAAAAAAGAAAAACAAAAAACUGUAACCAAAGUUGCUGUCUCGUUUACAGUGAGUUUGGGGGAUAUAUGUGCCCAGGUCCUCCCUUGGGGUUUGCAGGGGGGUAGGGCAUGGGGAAAACGAUAUUUUGGUUCAUGUUUGGAGGCUAAAUAGACUCAUGGACUCUGGUGUGGUAUAAUUGCUGUAACUUGGAUGCUAUAUACUCAGCCCCACAGGUACCAGGUUAUCGGCUGUGAACAGACAUCUGUUAUGGGAGGCCUGUGCAGUAGAUUGUAGGACUUUUUUCUGUACUGUACACCUUAAGAAAACUGUAAACAUACUGUAAUAAUACUGUUUCACACUGAGAUACGCUGGCUUGGCAGCAAACUGUAGUUUUUAAAACCGAUUUUAGUUAAUGUUGAGAGAGAAAAAAGGCUUUCCCCCCAAAGUAUCGUGAACCUACAACACCCCGACCUCUUCUCUUUGUCCCUUGAUUGUACGACUUGACCCUUAUAAAAGAAGUCACGUCUUAGGACUGGUCCUCAACUCUAGAUGCAGUCCAAGCUGCAGUGUAUAUAUGAUGUUGUACAUUACACUCUUUUUCUCUCUUUCUCUCUCUCUCUCUCUUGCUCUCUCUCUCACCUUCUGUUGCUCUUCACCAUUUUUAAUCUUUGAUGAAUUAAAGGUUACACUCAAGUGAAAUUCCCUACAUCAAGUAUGCCAUGUGAUUACUUA